AUGGCAGUCAAAUUAAAAUAUCAAUGGUUGGGCAUUGCAAUUCCUACGUUCCUAAUUAGUUUCAUAGGAUAUGUUGCCCACUAUUUUGUCCUUUUAAACUUUGCAUCAACAUCCAAACAGGUUAUAUUUCAAUUUUGUUUAACGAUGAUUUGGAUCUCAUACUACCUGGCAAUUAAAACGAAUCCAGGAAAGCCUCCGAUUAACUAUCGGCCAAGCGAAACCGAAUGGCAUAAUUACUGUAAAAAAUGCAAUAACUUCAAGCCACCCCGUUGUCAUCAUUGCAAAACAUGUAAACAGUGUGUUCUAUCAAUGGAUCAUCAUUGUCCAUGGACCAUGAAUUGUGUAGGUCACAAUAACUUUCCCCAUUUUGUAAGGUUCCUAUUUUGGGUGAUCGUUACAACAUCAUAUUUGCUUACUCUGCUUAUAAAAAGAGUAUGUCAAUUGUGGUAUAUGAGACACAUGCCUUACACUCAAACAUACAUUACCGAAAUUGUUGCUCUCUGUAUAACUACCCCAAUGGAUGCAUUUGUAUUAAUAACAAUCAGCAUUCUUUUCAUCAGGUGUAUCUACAAUCAGGGAUUUAAAGGAAUGACUCAAAUAGAAUCAUGGGAAAUGGACAGGUUAGAAAGCCUACAUUAUAAGAAGUCUUUAUUACCUCUACUUGUUGAUACUUUAAAAGGUAAAAUGCCUCAAGUGCAGAAAAACAGACAUCAAGAGAUAAACAACUUGUUAUCAAAACGAUAUGUUCCUUUCGAAAAUAUUGUGAAUUUUCCCUAUGAUAUAAAUGUCUGGACUAACUUGAUAAAUAUUAUGGGACCGUGGUAUAUGUGGCUCUGGCCAUUUGCAAAACCAGCAACUGAUGGAGUGUCGUUUAUGAAAAAUGAAUUGUCAGAGUUUGAAUCGGACUCAUCCAUUGAAGAUAUACUACUAUCGUUACCAUGGCCGCCCGAUGGUACUCGACAUAUUCUAACCACUGAAAGUGGUGUAGUGGAAACUAUAGUAGAUGGUGGAGAGCAAGCUAUGAGAGAGAGAUAUACAGACCCAAGAGAUAAAUUGAAAAGAACUUCAUGGUAUAAUGACUGGGGGGAAGAACUCUCAGACUUCGGAGUAGACACUGAGGUGGAAUAA
Molecule: messenger RNA, 1128 nt
Organism: Kluyveromyces marxianus DMKU3-1042
Lineage: Eukaryota; Fungi; Ascomycota; Saccharomycetes; Saccharomycetales; Saccharomycetaceae
Gene: PFA4
Product: palmitoyltransferase PFA4
Exons: 1
Coding region: 1-1128 (375 amino acids)
Biological process (GO): protein targeting to membrane; peptidyl-L-cysteine S-palmitoylation
Cellular component (GO): endoplasmic reticulum membrane; Golgi apparatus; endoplasmic reticulum
Molecular function (GO): protein-cysteine S-palmitoyltransferase activity
Source: RefSeq, a predicted model, not a curated record